AUGCCCCAUUUCCAGGUGAACCUGCUCAUUAUGGGUGUCAGCAGUGACAUGAAUUGCAAUUUAGAGACACCAGGGAACUGUCUUCAGGGACUAGGACCUUGGUACCCUAUAGGUUUGAGGCCAACCAGACAAGCAACUUCACCGGGCAGGCCCAUCUUGGGCCCCUUAGCUCUUGUAACCCCUUCUGAUCUCAUACCUCUCAAUUUUGGGGAGUAUGUCAUAUCCUCAUCUUUUCAAAAUGCACACACGUUUCAUUUUUGCUAAUUAUUUCUUGUUGAUAAAAUAGAUUAGAUCCAGACACUCAGGAUUGCUGCAGGAAGUCAGGUUUAUUGGAACAAAAAGUACAAGCUUGUUGGUCAUGUUUUUUUUGUGUGUGUAAGCUCAAAGUAGGGGUAUAUUUGUGCAAAAUAAAAAUCAACUGCAAAAGUCAAACUUUUUAUUAGAUGGGGAAGAAUAUAUCAAUGUAUUUUUUAAUUUUGAAUCUAACCAAGUACAUUGUUUUUUUCCAGAAAAACAACUCUGGGGCUGCGGCCUGCAGAUUCCCACCUUGAAUUAUGAAAGUGUCCUCCACAAUGACCAAAGUGCCUAUAAUUGGUUGUGUGCUCUGAAGAAAGUUGGAAUUGUGCUGCUGGAAGGUGCCCCAGUCAAACAAGGAGAACUGGUCACACUCGGGAAGAGGAUUGGUUAUAUGAGGCAUACAUUUUAUGGGUAAGUACAUGCAAUCUUUAAUAAUUACAUUUUCUAAAUGUAAUGGUUUUAAUUUACUUUUUUAAGAUUCAAUACUAAAACUAACAAAUUAUUUGUUUGACCUGUCUGUUGCUAAAAUAUACAAGCACCAUAUGCUCAUUGAAUCUAAAAAAAACAAAAAACAGACCUCAUAGAACAGCCAUAUCGAUACAAUUUAGAGUUUGGAUUCUUUAAAGGAACUGCUAUGUUUAUGAAUGGGUUAAGCCUUCCCCCAAAACCUCUAGCGGCUGUCUCACUGACAGUCGCUAGAGGCGCUUGCGUGCUUCUCACUGUGAUUUUCACAGUGAGAGCACGCCAGCGUCCAUAGGAAAGCAUUGUAAAUGCUUUCCUAUGCGACCGGCUGAAUGCGCGCGCAGCUCUUGCCGCGGGUGCGCAUUCAGCCGACGGGGAGGAGAGGAGGAGGAUCGGAGGAGGAGAGCUCCCCGCCCAGCGCUGGAAAAAGGUAAGUUUUAACCCCUUUCCCCCUUCCAGAGCCGGGCGGGAGGGGGACCCUGAGGGUGGGGGCAUCCUCAGGGCACUAUAGUGCCAGGAAAACAAGUAAGUUUUCCUGGCUCUAUAGUGGUCCUUUAAUUAGUGUGUUCAAUGGCCAGGUUAACGAUUCUGCCAAAGAAUUUGACCUCAAGGCUUGAACAUCAUAAAUUAACAGAAAAUGGGAGAGUCGAAAAUACAAACAAUAGUAUAUAUACUACCAAUGGUGAGUUAUUGGAAUACACUGUAUUUAUUAAACAUCAGUGAAUGCGAGUACCUGGCCACCACAGUUCGGUCCAAACUGUAAUUAUGGCUAGGGCAGAAAUUACACUCCUCCUUAGCUAUUGCAAUAAAUGCCAGCAACGGACAACCAUGAUUGGUCAAGAGUCAACUGACCACUCUCAGCCUCAGUCAAAAGACUAUGACUAAAACUAAAUAGAUAUUUGCCGCCAAAAUUAACACUACACAGAGGGGCUGUGGGAGGGGCAAAAGAGACAGACCAGGACUUAGGAGAGAGACACCUAGAUACACUCGGAGGACACAAAGAGACACAGAGGGGAAAGGGCAAAAGAGACAGAUACAGGCUUUAAAUAAACCCAAUAGUGAAGCUCUUACCAACGGGCGAGCGAGAGCUUACGCACUUUGAGCAGUUGUGCAUCUUACACCCGCUGAAACACAAGCUACUAUCCACUAUAUAUACGCUACUACAAAAGACAAGUUCAUCUGAACUCCCUAGAUUCACUGUAAAGUGGGCAGAUAAAUUACAAGCUAAUAUCUCAUCAGUCCAGUGGAAAAAAAUAUCUCUUAGGGCACACAAGGCAUCCACGAGUAUCGCCACACAAGAAAGCAAUUACAAGCGGCUUACGCACUGACAUUACACUCCAGCUAAAAUCCAUAAACUACAUAACAGUGACCAGGAUACAGGUUAGAGAUGUCAACAACCAGAUACACACCCUACACACAUUUGGUGGCGAUGUCCGUCGAUACAUACAUUCUGGAAACGCAUACAAACAGUUAUACAGUUAGUCUCGAAAACACAGAUACCCUUCUCACCAGAGUACAUGCUGUUUCUCUUAUCCCCACCCCUAUAAGAGAGACAAGGAACAUCUUUGACCUCUCACCUACUCAUGGCAGCAAACCAGCUAGUCCCAGUCAAAUAGAAACAAGUGACCCCUCCAUCCAUCAGAGAAUGGAUCCAAAGAGUGGAAGGGAUAAAACAAAUGGAGGAAAUCACGUAUUCUAUAUCCAAAAACUAUGAAAAAUUAACUCUUAAUUGGGAACCCUGGAAAUCCUUUAUACGGGAUGCUGAUAAUAUCCUCUCAACCGAAUGCAUUACAGAUAGAUGUGGCUAGUAGUCUGAUGGGAGUGAAGUAAAAUGCAAAUCAUCUAGAUGUCGUUUUGUAAACCCAUAAUCAAAGCGCCUGAUAGAUAGUAGACAAUACACCAAUACGAUCAAGGUAGUUGACUGUUUUAUUUCUGAAUGCAAAGGAAGAAAUUAUGUCAAAUAUGCAUAUGCUAUCAAAAUGUAUAAGCCAGCAAAAGUUACAUGCCACCACUAAUUGUAUGCUUUUAACCUUGUAACGCAACUGGAAAUGUAUGCAUGUGUCUGAAGCAAUAAGGCAAAAUUAAGAUACCUACAAAUGUAACAUAUGAAACUAUGUUUUUCUAUGCCAUUGUUCUACACGAUCUAUGCCAUUGUUAAACACUAUUAUAAAACCAAUAAAAAUAAUUAAAUAUAAAAAAAAACAAUAGGUUUUAGUCUUGUCGAUUAAAGUCUACUGUAGAUUUAGUCGACUAAAAUGUUCUGGAGAUUUAGUCGACUAAAAGUAGACUAAAAUUAAAACUAUUCUGAUGACUAAAAUACGACUAAAACUAAAAUGGCUUUUUAAUCAAAAGACUAUGACAAAACCUAAAUUGAAAUUUUCUGGCAAAAUUAACUCUGGCAGCUUCAAGGGACAGCUUGAGGUAAGUAAAACUUCCCUUCCUCUGCACCCUGGGCAACCAGACACACACCAGAUCUGUUACUUUAGAAAGUAGUAGACCUGCCUUUAAAAAAUAAAAAAAAACAUCUGACUGGCUGAGGAUCAUAUGAGUAGUAGUUCCUCAAUGACCAGAGAGAAAGGUUGGUUACUACUAACCUGCAGAUUUUAUUCAGUUAAUCUAGCUUUGGGUCACUGUAAGUGAAUUCGAAGAGCUGCAGCACCUAACUGAAGCCAUGUGGGUCCACGGUUUCUAAAUGUUGUUAAUAUAUGCCUGUUUUUUUGACUGCUGGUCCAUUUUGUUUCCAUGAUAGUUGUUUUUUUAAAAUGUAUUUGGUGAAUCAUUUUUAUUAAAUGACGAUUGCAUAACAUUCCGCAACUACGCUAGAAAAAAAUAAUUCAACAAUUUAUGUGAAAAAAGAAAGAACUCGUAACACGUGGAUGGCACAUUGGCCCAACAUAUAUAUUUAAUUUUUCUAUAAAUAUGUACGUGCCUGACAAUCACAUCUGAAUCAUCCCAGAUGGUCUUCACAAUGGAUACUAUUGGAUGUGCGUGAGACACUUUACCUGCAUUGGGGAAUCAUUUACUUAAUAUUUGUUGAAAGUCCAUUUUUAGUUUAUUUUUCAUUUGAGUUAAGCUCUGGCUUUAUAUAGCUGUUAGCAUUUUAACUAAUACAAUGUAAAUAAACAAUAAAUACAUGUUAGUAGAAUUCUGUCAUCGUGUUUUGGGAUCCUUUCAACAACAGGAAAGUUAGUAAACAGUAUCGAUCAGUCUGUUGUCAAUUUGAGUUUCAAAAAGGGAUGGUAAACUGUUAUACCCAUAUACUCUUCCAGAAUACACACAGAUACACACUGCUGGACACACAUACACACUGUCACACACACACAGUUACACAAUGUCAGGCACAUAUACAAACUCAGAUGUACAAUGCCACACACUCACACAUACAUCAUUUUAGGCACACAUACACAGAUUCCUGUUAUUAAACACACAUACACAAAUGCGCACUGUCAGACACACACACUGUCAGACACACCCUGUUAGACACACACACACAGAGACAUAGUUAGAUACACAUUCACACUGUCAAACAGUCAUACAAUCCGACACACAUCUGCACCCAUCCGCAACCACUUCCCUCCAGAAAUAUAACCUCUGCCUCUACCCUUUGGCGCUCCUAAGGCAGUCCUAACUCUGUACCAUGCCAUAAAUUUCAAACCAGUGCAUGGAAGUGCAGUGUGGGGGUCAGAAGGGAGCAAUAUGACAAAGUGCUAUAUCCAUCUCCCUACCCCACACAGCUCAACAUCAGAGCCCUUAGAAUGUCUUAGAUAUCACAUCCUCCAGCAUUGCUGAAUGUGAGGAAGCGGUGUUCGUUAAGAUAUAUCUAUCUCUGCAACCUGGACUAUUACGUGCCACAUGGACCCUUGUGAGCCCCUGAGCUGUGUCGGGCCCCUUGUUUUGGUGUUAUCCUUGUGGUUACAACAUAUCAAACUCAAGGGAUACAAAACUGUGGCAAAGAAUAAACACAGCCAGGCUUUAGGAUUCCAGAGAUCCUAGUAGGUCAAUAACAGAGCUGAGUCAAAACCUGAAAAUGCACCACAAUGGAAAUCUUACUCUUGGCUAACAGAGACUGCAACGGAAUAAAGAGGAGUGGUGUGGCCUGAAAUAUCUCUAGAAUCGGUUUCAUUAACUUGUGUAAAUUAUGAUGUCAAGUAUCGCUGACCAGAUGGCACAGAGUCUGUGACACUUCAAUGAUAUUAUCAACUGUAAAAUGAUCCGUGAAUUUUGGAUUGUGGUUUGCUGGUUUGCAAUGUACCCCUGAGUCCAUGCUACGGUAAUUUUUGGUAGUAAAGGGACAUAAUGGUCACCAUCACCACUUCAUCUCAAUAAUGUAAUUGUAGUGCUGCCCCACUGUUAAUUUCCAAAUGGUUGACACUGAAUGUGGUUAUCCAUGCAUUCUCGGUCUGGCCCCUCUCUGCUGCAGAAAUAGCCCAAGCAGCAAUAAGACAGUAGUGAUGCAUUGAAAGCAUUAACUGAGCUGGGUCGGUAUGGCUAAUGGGGCAGAGCUAGGGAAAGACCAUCAAAGCCGAAGACCAUCACUUAGUUCUAAUAACUGCUCAGGAGCCUGAGAAGAAAUAUAGAAAUAUCUUAUCCUGACUGUGCUUUUUAUUAAAGCCAUCUUGGAGACAACGGGCUUUUACGUGUAUUAAGCUUUUAACACAUGGGUCACAGUUGGCACGUGUUUUGUAAAUACUCGAAGUUGUGAAAUGGCAGAACCCAUGAAGAGUUCUAAAUGCAACUUUUAAAUAAACACUAAUCUGUAAACCCACGAAUGGCAACUUAAACCUUGUGAGACCAAUAUUCUGAGAUUCCGAGUAGUCUGCUAGUCUGUGUCUAGAAAUGUUAGUGCUUUUUAUUAUAUUAUUAGGCAAAUUACAGCUGUUUUUGACAUAUUUCCCAUAAUGCUUGGCUGCUGUGAUAACCCCUUGAUAUAUAUCUACAAUAUACGUUUAAAGUCAGUUGCUAUGUCAACAACAUGCAGUGUAGAAAAUAACUAAUUCAAAGACUUAAAUAAACCAUAAUUGAAUGAAAUAUCUUUGUACUAUUAUGUAAAUAUUUUACAGUGGAGGAUAGUAACAGAGACAAGUAGGGGAGAAGUCCGCCCUACGUGACAAUCCGCAAGGGUGCACAGAACUGUCUAUUGACGGCAGAGCCAUGCAGCAAGUGAGUACUCUGCAGAUUCCAUUAGCAGACCCUGCUGGAGGCAGAGGCUGCUGGGACCACUCUGUGCUUGGCUGCACUGCUUCAUGUCACUAUGUACUAAUGUUAGGCGCCAGGAUGUAACAUCACCUUAACUGUGGCAUCAGUGCAGAGCUGCAGGGAGUUGUGCAUUCAGUGCACAGAAUGAUCUCAGCACAAACCACCAGCCAAGAAGGAUACAAGUCUAAAUAGAAAAAACAAUGAAUAUGUGUGCGUGUGUGUGUGUGCGUCUGUGUGUAUGAAUGUGUGCGUAUGUCUGUUUGUAUGAAUGUUUCUAUGUGUGUGUAUGAAUGUGAGCAUGUGUCUGUAUAAAUGUGUGAGUGUAUUUGUAUGUGCGUGUGAGUAUGUGUGCGAAUAUAAAUAUGGGUGUUUGUAAUUUCCCUAACAAACAGGGUUUUAAGGACAGUGCAGAGUGACACACACACAAAAACAUUUACAUUCCAAGUAUGGGGUGCCAAUAUACAUCACAUGCAUAUAUUGAGGAGUCCCUCCUGGUCAUAGAAACUAGAGAUAUGAUGAUUCCACAACUAUCCCAGAGUUUCCAGCUAAACACGUAAAUGAAUUCAGACAGACAUUGAGACAUUGUGUUUCAAACUUCACACUCUAUUAAAUAUUCGCAAGUGCCCAAGCACGACCCCUCAAAGUCCAACUUGAGAUAUGUACGUUAUUUUUUAUUUAUUUUACAAAUAUUAAUAUUUCCGUAUAUAUAAAAAAAAAUUGAUCAGUAUUUAAUAAUGAAAAGGAGAGUCAGAGAUAAAAGAAAAUUUUAUAUGGCAGAAAAAAAAGUAAUUGGUAUUUUACAUAUAUGUGUGGGUGCCUAAGUGUGUUCAGUAUACAUUACUUUAAAAAAAAAAAACAUAUUAGGAAACAAAAACAAAAUGCAUUUUGUGGUUAAAAUAAAAAUGUAAAAGAUGAUCUGCCCAUUGUAACAACUUGACCCAUAUCAGUGAAGCAUGUAUUUAUAGAAAAAGAAAAUUCAGCCUUUGCAAGCUGUCUCCUUUUUACCUGGAAGAGACUUUCAGUCUCUUCACAGGGAAAUAAGCCAUCUUCACGUGCAUGCGCGCACCGGCUCAAGUAGCUCAGGGGAGUUUACAGAAGUAGGAAGGAAUCUUCCUUAGCUGUUUGAUUUUAUUAUUAAAUAAUGGAACACCCCAUGGCUGUCAAUCAAACACCCAAGGGUGUAUGCCAUGAUUUAAUAAUAGAAGUGCAGAUUUCUCAUAGAAAAACAAAACAGUAUAGGAUAAGCUGAAAUGCUUUAUGGAUGUGUAGAGGUCCCUUAAUUAUUUAAACUAAAAAUAUCAGCUACUGCCUGGAAGUGUAACUAAUCUCAGUCGGGAUAGGUAAUUAAAAUUAAAUUAGACACCACAGUUUAGAGAUGGUCAGGGUUAUUCACUAGAGUGAGAAUUCAAAGUGAAUUUAAAGUUCAUGUCUAAUUUAAGGUCUAAGUAGCCAGUUUGGAAGCAGAGCUGCCUUAGAGAAUUUUCCCAUUUUGGCUAUUUUUACCUUGAAUUUAAAAUUCACUUUGAAUUCUCACGUCUGGUAUGAUUUGUUCCCCCGGAGAUUCUGUACGGAAUGCAAGGUACAGUAAAACAACACAACUCUACGGGAUCAUUUUUCAGUUGCCCGCCAUCUCACACUAAGCUUUUUCCUCUGUGGAUUAGUUUAAUCAAAUUACAAAUGUGCAAAGAAUAAGUAGUAUUUCACAGAAAGUAAAAAUAUACCGUUUAGGUUUUUUGAGGCCCAUAAUAUCAUUAUAUAAUACUUUUCAAUAUCAAAAACAACCUGAUUUUUUUUUUUUUUACUUCUUUUUCUUCUCUUACACUCAUACGUGACUUUUCCCAAUGAAGAAGGAAUGUGACAGACGGGUUAGCUAUAGAUUUGUUUCCUUGAAUAAACUGCAUUUGAUAGUUGCUACUGUUGUUCUGUUAAGUGAAAGAGUUCCAUUUACUUUGCCAAUGAAAACACAAGGCAAUCGGGUCAUCCUAUAUUCUCAUUUCCUUAAGGAAUUCGAGCAAUGAAAACACUAUCUGACAAAUUCCAGAUGUCUGUAGCAUAGCGUGACUCCUUUUACCAGACAUGGCAGAAAUAUCUACUAUAGGCCACGCUUCAUGGGCGAAAUGAACGUUUUAUUUCUGAAUACAAUCAGACCUUUACAUUGGCGUAGCUCAGAGAUAGCUAACCUAGAUCCUCAGAUGUUUGUGAGCCACAUUCCCAUGACGCUCUAUGCCACAGGAAGUGUAACUAGAGUGCCAAAGGUAACUGUCACAUACUUAAAUAACGAGUCCUUCACCAAUUUUCACCAAUACUUGGAUAGUGCCAUGUUUACAAAAAAAAUGGAUGACAAGUUGUUUUUUUAGUUUCUGUGGCAGAAGUACUGUCUGCUGGUUAAUACACGUUACUGUUCUAUUGGUAUCUGGCCUGGUGACAUGAAUGAAAAAAAAAGAUAAUGAACAGAGUUAUUCACUAAAAUGUUAUCAAUUGAUGUAAAAGCUUCCGUGUUCCGCAGAGAAUGCAGUCAUGUUUAAGUUGGAUGAAUGACAAAUGGCAAUCCUUGACAUCAGAGAGCCAUGGGGCACGCUAAUAACUGCAGUAACAUUAGCAAUUCACUGCAGUCAUGUCACGCUGGGCAGGGAGAGAUGGCGCAGAGUACUCUCUGUACAUAACGCAGUUAUGGUGCUUAUGGUGAACCUUUAAAGGACCACUAAAGUCACCCAGACCACUUUGUCUCAAUGAUUUGGUCUGAGUGCAAUGGCUCUGUAAUUUUAACCCUGCAAUGUAAAAAAUUUGUAAAAACUAAUUUCAGGGUUAAACAUACCUUUAGUGGUGCUUCCUCUACAGUGAUCGAAUAAAACGAUAAAACUUGGUCACUUGAGGUUUCAGCUGAUUUUGUGUGUCAGUCCAUAAUGCUCUUCUAUGAGAGGGAAAGAGAUGGAUGCCAAGGGAGUCUCGGCACUGGUGAAAAUGUAAGUAAAAACCUUUUCUGUAAAAAGGAAUCUGCAUCUAGGACACUAUAGUGUUAAGAAUACAGGCGGAGUACGAUAUCGUAAAAUACACUGUAGCGUUCCUUUAAGAAUCUCUCACAUUUUAUAGAGAACCCAUCUCUUGGUCAUAUAAUCUCCUAAUUUUUAAUCUCUUAAAAAGUAAAAUAUUUUCAUUGCUAAAUGUUUAAUGGUUACCUUUACUUAACAACGAGCAUAUCAGUGCUCAUGUUAGAACAUAAGCCAGAGGAAUAGUAGUGGUAGGGCUUGAGUCCAGUGGGAACUCAUGUGGACCCUGUUCCCUUACAGAAUUUACAGAGGGAACAGUUUCCACAUUUCUUGCAUUAAGGUGGGGUACUCUUUGCAGUACAUGAUCAUUUAUAUAGGUCACUGGGCAUUUACAAUUUGAAAAGAAGGAAUUGAAGAAAUGUUCUACAUCAUUUUUUGCACAUUUUUCAAUCUGAAAUGAUUUGUUUAUAAUUAUGUGUUUUCUUCCUUUAUACUGGAUUGACAUAAUUUUGACAUUUAUAUUGAUAUACUGCUAGAGUUGGCUGACACAUUUACAGACAGUUACAUCUUCCAAUAAGCUUUGAGUGAUUUAUUGUGAAUAUGUGUAAUGCUGUAUUCAUGGAUUUGAAUAGAUGAGAUGAAACUUUUGCUAGUAAUUAUAUAAACCAUAUAAAAUAUAAAAACUGCAUAUUACUUUAAUAUUGUCCUUCAUACACACCAUAUGUGCACACAAGGGGCAGCACAAUUUGUAUCUAAUAGUGAUUGGUUAAGAGUGGUAUAAUAGGAGUUACUUAGGGGAUGGGAAUUUGAACCUGAAGAGUUCCCUCACUUGUUUAUUUAGGAUCUGAAUCCUGAGUAGUUAGGUUUCAGCAUGUAGUGAUGGUGUAUAAACGAAUAGGAAUCCAUCAGGAUGAAAGCAAUUAACCACUAAUCUCACAUUUAUGAUAUCCUCUCAGGACCAGCAAUGGAAAUAGCCUACAUCAGUAACUAAAUUCUAAAUAAGGUUUGUGAGGACUGCUUCUGGACUCAUAUACAUCAUCCAAUUCAAAUGUCAAAUAUAUACAAAUAUAUACAGAAGAAUCAUUCUGUAUAUUGGCAUGGCUACUUAUUAUUAGUUGUGUGAACUAAUUAGAUCCUCCAAAAUUAAAACCCAUUGCUACAAUUCUGUAUUCCCUAAAUGUGUGCAAUUGACAUCCUUUGAGGACAAAAUUAGAACCAUGUUGAUAAGUUCUUCUCACAAGUAUUACGAGUUGUUGUUUAACAUUUAGCAAGCCCAAGGAAAUCUCAUGUACAACUUCAAGCUGAUAAUCAUGGGACAGAUGUUGUUCCAUCAUCAUCUUCUUAUGGAAUCCUUGUGGCUUCUUUCUAAUGUCUAUAAAGAAUGUUAAUAUCAUCGUCAACAUUUAUCAUAUGGUCUCAACAUAUUCCAAAAUGAUCAGUGCAUUGUUUAGCGUAUUGGCACAUUUAAACAGCACAAACCAGAGCCGAAUGGAAAGAUACAUAGUUGUCUCUGACUUCAAAACAAUUAAUUGCUGGCUUCUGUGAAGUUUUUCCUUCCUUGCUUGCUUACUUGCCAACUGCUUUAUUUGCUUUAAGAAUAAAUAAAAUAACUCUCAAACCACGUAAGGGAUUCUUAAAUCUGUCCAUACUAACAUCUAACUCCAGGAUGUUGAGAAAGCUCAUAUGGACCUUGCUACCAGUCAUACUACGAAAGACAAGAAACACAUGUGAGGUUUAGUAUAAAAUGUGCACAUGUCCAGGGCAUGCUUGUAGAUCAGACAGGAAGCUCCUUAUUACAAGGUACAUUAAGGAUUUCAGUGUACUGUAGCAUGCUUAGCCUUGAAAUUAGUGGUAGCAAGACUCAAUAGAUGGAAACCAGUCAUAGAGACAGAAUCCAUCUGGAUGAAGUAAAACCAGCUACCUUACAUAGACGAAACAUUGAUUUACGUUUCACAAUUACAAAUAGCUGUGAGUGUUUCAAAUAUGUGAGAACUGUGUGAUUGCUUGUACUUAGCAAAAAGAAAACUAAAGAGCAUGGUUUAUGAUUAAUGGGUUGGAGACAUUUUUGUAUGACAAAAUGGAUCUCCAGGGCCUGUCUUUUAGGUCUUUGCAUGUUAGAGAAUUAUAGAGGAGUAUUCCAACUUUUUUAGACUCUGGACUCACAGCCGUCAGAACGUAAGCUGGGUGCUGUACUCUAAAAAAACAUUAUCUCCACUGUCAGGCUCUUUAUUUGGGUUUUCCAGUAGCCUCAAUAGUACGUUUCUGUAUAUUCUUGUUGCCUUGCAGUAUGGACCUUCAGGGUUACUUGCUAAAUUCCAAAGUGUAUCGAAUUGGAAUCUGGAUUGCAAAAUGAAAGUGGAAACUACCAAGCUGUAACCAUAACUAGGUUGGAUAAUAGUUCUAGAUUGGAUAUUGGUGGCUCAAUUUUCAGAUUAAUAAUUUAAUUUGUUGCUCCUCAGACUCCACCAAGUAAUCCUGGUUGACUUUGUUUUUCUUUUCAAUGAUUUCCAGAAAUAUCGACCUGGCAAGUUCUACGAUAUUGUGUACCUGUUGUGUUCUGGCCUCUUACUGUCUCUCACAGAGUUAUUUACUAAAGUGAGAGUUAAAAGUGAGUUUCAAAUUUCAUGUCAAAAUAGACACACUGGAAAAGUCAGCUACGUUUUCAGUGAAUUUGAAAUCCACUUUGAAUUCACUUUGAAUUUUUGCUUUAGGAAAUGACUGUGGUAGUCUGUUAAAGCAGUCUUCUUUUGCCUCUACAUAAGUAUAAUUUAAUACACGCAAAGGAGGUUUAGACAUCUUUUUGUUCUUUUCAUAUGAGCCUACUUCUAGCAGUAGCUAGUUGCCUACACUCUGCAAGAAAAGGUCACUAGAUACACUGACGUUUGAGAACAGUUAUAGAAAUCCAAAGAAAUUGUGUUUAUGUUAAAGUAAAAAAGGGUAAGCAUAUAAGGAGUUAAACAGAAGGAUUUGGUUUAUGUUUUUUGCAUUUUGCAUUUUUUAAUCAUAGGCAGAUUUUAGGGGGUUUGUUUCAUAAUCAUCUUUAAUUUCCAUUAAAUCGGAAAGUGUACUUUUAAAGUCUAUAGCAAAAUACUUGAUUUCAUCAGGCACUAUUUAUAGGUUAACACAGCAAAACAAGUUAUAUAAUACUCAUUAAUAAUUUUUUUUUGUUUAAAAGCACAUAAAAUCGCUUGUACCAUUACCAUUUGUAAAUUAAUCAUAAACUCUCCCGCCAAGUCUUCUUUGUAACAUUAAGUCCCUUUCACCACUGUAACCAGAACAGCCAAGGAAUCCCAGCCAAACCUUCUUUUUCAGAUUUCAGAGAGUAAAAUGCUUCAGCUUGCAUUCAAACAUAUCCCUACCUCCUCAAUUGAAAGGUUAACAAUGUAUUCAAUGGACGAGGUCUCCCUUUUGUCUGCUAAAGUUUAAAAUGAAUUCAUAGAGAAAGAAAGAAGGAGGGGGGAAACGCUUUUGGCACCGAAUCUACAUGCUUUCCAGAUUAGAACAUAGAAACAAGACAUUUUCCUUCCCCAUAAUAAGUUGGAGACCACAUAUGACUUUGGUUAAUGCAUUCCCCCAGUACAGUUGAUGAGCCCAAUAUGAUCAUAAUCAAAGAAUUGUGGUGGAUGCAAAUGUUCGUACAUUGAAGUACUAGGGAUGACAAAUAUUGUUUGUUUCUCAUUACUAGAAAUUUUUGGCCACAAAAAGAGAUGCUAUAUACAGCGGAAAAAAAUGUAUGUAAACAACUGAAGAACUUUGCAGAAAAGACCAAUAAUGUGUUCACUUCUCGGUGCCAAAAUUACGUUGUCAUUCUGAGCUGGAGACGUGCCUCCGACGUGAUGAUUUAUGGCUUUAUCACAGUAACACUCUCUAAGCCAAUGGCUAUAAAACCUCUCUAUUAACAGUGUAGGAGCCGCCCUAGACAUCAGUAGCUGUCUGCCUGCUGUGAACAAAUUGUUUCUGAAUUAAUCUAGCAAAAGGGAAACAGUACAGGGGUCCAUGAUCUUAGGACAAUACAUGUUGAGCUCUGUCUGGGAUAAGUGGGAGUCAAACUACUUUACUUUAACUAAAGUCAAACUAGGGUUCUUUAAGCAUUUAUAAUCUGCCCGAUCUACUGUCUAAUGGGUUAUGGUGUUUCAAGAACUUUCUAUUCCCUUAAUUCCUGGUUCACCGUUACAUAUCAUGUGUACCUACCUCCCAACAUUUCAAAUGGACAAAGAGGGACACUUUAAUUUUAGGGCUGUGGCUGUGGCCAGGGGCAGGGAUGUCCUGAGAAAUUUCAGAUGUCUUGUUAAUAACAAUUUAUGGAACUAAAACGUAAUUUAGAACAACUACAAUGUAUCGUAUUUACACAGGCUGAUUUCUAAACACAUUUAUUGUACUUUUUUAGACAUAUUACUGGGAGGAUCAUUUCUGUGGAGCGCUGUUAUACACUCAGACACAUUACUGGGAGUAUUAUUGCUGUGGAGCUCUGUUAUACACUCAGACACAUUACUGGGAGUAUUAUUGCUGUGGAGCUCUGUUAUACACUCAGACACAUUACUGGGAGUAUUAUUGCUGUGGAGCUCUGUUAUACACUCAGACACAUUACUGGGAGAUUUAUUGCAGUGUAGCUCUGUUAUACACUCAGACACGUUACUGGGAGUAUUAUUGCUGUGGAGCUCUGUUAUACACUCAGACACAUUACUGGGAGUAUUAUUGCUUUGGAGCUCUGUUAUAAACUCAGAUACAUUACUGGGAGUAUUGCUCUGUUAUACACUCAGACACAUUACUGGGCGUAUUAUUGCAGUGGAGCUCUGUUACACACUCAGACACAUUACUGGGGGUAUUAUUGCUGUGGAGCUCUGUUAUACACUCAGACACAUUACUGGGAGUAUUAUUGCUGUGGAGCUCUGUUACAGAUGCAGACACAUUACUCGGAGUAUUAUUGCAGUGGAGCUCUGUUAUACACUCAGACACAUUACUGGGAGUAUUAUUGCUGUGGAGCUCUGUUAUACACUCAGACACAUUACUGGGAGUAUUAUUGCUGUGGAGCUCUGUUAUACACUCAGACACAUUACUGGGAGUAUUAUUGCUGUGGAGCUCUGUUAUACACUCAGACACAUUACUGGGAGUAUUAUUGCUGUGGAGCUCUGUUAUACACUCAGACACAUUACUGGGAGUAUUAUUGCUGUGGAGCUCUGUUAUACACUCAGACACAUUAAUGGGAGUAUUGUUGCUGUGGAGCUCUGUUAUACACUCAGACACAUUACUGGGAGUAUUAUUGCUGUGGGGCUCUGUUACACACUCAGACACAUUACUGGGGGUAUUAUUGCUGUGGAGCUCUGUUAUACACUCAGACACAUUAUUGGGAGAUUUAUUGCAGUGUAGCUCUGUUAUACACUCAGACACAUUACUGGGACUAUUGCUCUGUUAUACACUCAGACACAUUACUGGGCGUAUUAUUGCAGUGGAGCUCUGUUACACACUCAGACACAUUACUGGGAGUAUUAUUGCUGUGGAGCUCUGUUAUACACUCAGACACAUUACUGGGAGUAUUAUUGCUGUGGAGCUCUGUUACAGAUGCAGACACAUUACUGGGAGUAUUAUUGCUGUGGAGCUCUGUUACAGAUGCAGACACAUUACUGGGAGUAUUAUUACUGUGGAGCUCUGUUAUACACUCAGACACAUUACUGGGAGUAUUAUUACUGUGGAGCUCUGUUAUACACUCAGACACAUUACUGGGAGUCUUAUUGCUGUGGAGCUCUGUUAUAAUCUCAGACACAUUACUGGGAGUAUUAUUGCUGCGGAGCUCUGUUAUACACUCAGACACAUUACUGGGAGUAUUAUUGCUGUGGAGCUCUGUUAUACACUCAGACACAUUACUGGGAGUAUUAUUGCUGUGGAGCUCUGUUAUACACUAAGACACAUUACUGGGAGUAUUAUUGCUGUGGAGCUCUGUUAUACACUCAGACACAUUACUGGGAGUAUUAUUGCUGUGGAGCUCUGUUAUACACUCAGACACAUUACUGGGAGAUUUAUUGCAGUGUAGCUCUGUUAUACACUCAGACACAUUACUGGGAGUAUUAUUGCUGAGGAGCUCUGUUAUACACUCAGACACAUUACUGGGAGUAUUAUUGCUGUGGAGCUCUGUUAUACACUCAGACACAUUACUGGGAGUAUUAUUGCUGUGGAGCUCUGUUAUACACUCAGACACAUUACUGGGAGUAUUAUUACUGUGGAGCUCUGUUAUACACUCAGACACAUUACUGGGAGUAUUAUUGCUGUGGAGCUCUGUUAUACACUCAGACACAUUACUGGGAGUAUUAUUGCUGUGGAGCUCUGUUAUACACUCAGACACAUUACUGGGAGUAUUAUUGCUGUGGGGCUCUGUUAUACACUCAGACACAUUACUGGGAGUAUUAUUGCUGUGGAGCUCUGUUAACACUCAGACACAUUACUGGGAGUAUUAUUGCUGUGGAGCUCUGUUAUACACUCAGACACAUUACUGGGAGUAUUAUUGCUGUGGAGCUCUGUUAUACACUCAGACACAUUACUGGGAGUAUUCUUGAUGUGGAGCUCUGUUAUACACUCAGGCACAUUACUGGGGGUAUUAUUGCUGUGGAGCUCUGUUAUGCACUCAGACACAUUACUGGGAGUAUUAUUGCUGUGGAGCUCUGUUAUACACUCAGACACAUUAACAAUAUGGAGCUUGUAGAAAAGAAGGACAUUAGGAUAGAAAAGAGGGAUAGAGAGAUUUGGAUCUAAAAUUGGCACUGUCCAUCCUAAAUAGGAACACUUGGGAGGUAGGUACUGUAUAUAUGUGUACAUGUAUAUUAUAUAUAAUAUAUAGAAGCAAUGCUACAAUUUGCUUUAAGCACAGACAGAGCUUGCCAAUAUUUACAUAUUAAUACCAUUAGUUCUUGUUUUGUGCAGAUAUAUUUUAAUUCUCCAAACCUGUACGAUAAGCAAGCCAACUGUUUAUUUUAAUGAGCUAACCAUGUUCAUUAAGCCAUUGCUAGCAUUUCAGAUUCCAACAUUGAGAAGAUUUACAUUAAGCUAAUGCAGCAGAUACUGAUGUUCAGGGCCGGACUGGCAUACAAACUCAUAGAGACAUACAAACUCAUGCAGACACACAGAUACACAUACAGAUACACAUAUUUACAUACAGACACACAAACACACAAACAGGCACACAGAUACAUAUACAGACACACAAACACAUACAGACACACAGAUGCACAUAUAGACACACAUAUACACAUACAGACUAACAGAUUCAAAUACAGAAACACAGAUAAACAUACAGACACACAUGCAGACACAUAGAUACACACAUAGUUACACAAACAGAUACACAGAUGUACACAUAUAUGCAAACAGAUAAACGGGCACACAUAUAUACAUACAGACAAACAAACAAAUACACACCCAGACACAUACACAGACACACAUACAGACACAUACAGGCACACAUAUUCACAUACAUACACACAGAUACACAUAGAGUCACACAGAUAUACAGGCAUACAUAUAAUCAAAUACACAUACAGGCACACAGAUACACAUAAAGACACAUAUAUUCACAUAUAGAUACACAUGCAGACAUACAGACACACAUACACAUACAGACACACAAACACACAUACAGACACAUGCAGAUACACACAUACAAACACAUGCAAACGUACAAACACAUGCAGACACACAUAUUCACAUACAGACACACAGAUACAGAUACAAAUACAGACAUACAUACAUACACACAUUUUCCCAUACAGGCACACAGAUACACAUACAGGCCCACAGAUUCCCAUACAUAUACACAUAUUCACAUUCAGACACACAGAUACACAUGCAGACAUACACACACAUACAUGCACACAGAUACACAUACAGGCACACAUAUUCACAUACAGACACAGUUACACAUGCAGACAUACAAACACAUGCAGACACACAUAUAUGCAUACAGGCACACAGAUUCACAUACAGAUACACACAUUCACAUACACACAUACAGUGGUGUAUUCUGGUUUUGUGCUGCCCAAGAGUAGUGGGAGUUUGAGCGCAGGACUUGUUUUUUUUGUAUUUGAAUACAAUUAAUCUGCUGUGGUAAUUUGACAAAACUCAGGCACCUCCCCUCCCCCCAGCCCCCUUUCAAAUUUAUCUUCCUGACAGACACACGCCCUCACUGAUGCAUGCACUGACAUAAACUCACAGAUACACAGUCAUUGUCACACACAUUGUUUAACCAACACACACUUUCACUGAAACAUACACAUUCACAGACAUACACACUCACUCAUUUACAGUUACACUCACAGUUACACACACACUCAACUUCACAGACAGACAGAAGUAUACACUCUCACUGACAAACACACAUCCACACUCACUGACAAACACAUAUACACUCUCAGUGACGGGCACACAUCCACUAACACAUACACACUCUAACAGACACACACCAACACUCACUAUUAGACACACACUAACACUCACUAGCAGACACACUAACACUCACCAACAGACACACUAAAACUCACAGACACACACACACUCUCACUAACAGACAUACUCUCACUAACAGACACACACUAACACACUCACUAACAGACACACUUACACUCACUAACAGACACACACUAACACUCACCAACAGACCCACACUAACUCUCACAAUUAAAAAAAAUUCAGUUUCAAUCCACGCAGCCUUCUACCUUUGGGAGUGCUGGAGUGCAUUUUUCCAGGUCCAGUGGGGCUGGCUGCAGCUUGGCAGGCUGGAGGGAGGUCCGGCAGACAGGUGAGCGGUGGAGGUGGGCGGCAAGGGAGCCCUGAUCUCCCUGCUCAGGUCCCUUGCACGCCUCUUAGCGAUGCCCGGGCUGGAGUGACAUAAAAAAUUUUUUAGCCACGCUCCUAAUUCCUACCUUCAGGUGCAGAAAGGUAGCUUGCCUGGGAUCCAGUUGCUGACUGAUGCUGUUGGGAGUCAGAAGCCCUGACUUCUCUCACUUCUCUUGUACCAUACCCAAAUCAAAUAUAUAUAUGGCAUACGCUGAAUGCUUUUAGUUAACAAUAACUAUUCCUGCAGCCUUUGGUCUUGACAUAUGGCCAGAAAACCACCUUUUCUUUUCAUUUUUCUUUUUUUGCAAAUAAAGGAUGGAUCUGUCAUUACGCAGCAGCAUGUUUGGGGGUAUUCUUAUUGGCUUGCAGUAUAGACCUUCAAAGUUACUCACUAAACACUAAAGUUUUCUAGAUCAGCUAUUAUAGGCUCAAUUUUGCCUUUGAGAUUUGAUUUCACUGCAACCCAACUUCAAUGAAUAACCCUGAUUGACUCAGUUCCAAUUUUCACUGAUUUUGAGAAAUCUUGACCUGGUUAGCCCUAUGAUAUUGUGUACCUGUUGUGUUCUGGCUUUCUCAUUUCUCUCGGUCCAUUAAAACAGUCUUCUUUUUCCUUUUACGUCAAGAUUUAAUUAAGUUCUUAUAAUCAAAGGAUGCGAGUACAUCUUUCUGUCCCUUCCACACCAAGUUAUUAUUCCUGGUAGUGUCUUGCCUGUACUCUGCCAGGAAAAGGUUUCUAGAUAUAUUGACUUCUGAGGACAAUUGUGGAAAUCCAAUGGAAAGGCUAAAGUUUAAGUAAAGCAGUACAAAUUAUAAGCAUGCAAGGAGAUAAAUGGAUGGAUUUGCCCUAUGAUUUUUGUAUUUCACACCACUUUGUCAUAGGUAGAAUUAUUAGUAUUAAUGCAUGCAACUGUUUCAGAUGCAUUCUUUCAAUAAAGGUGUGUGGGCAUCCCUUUAAAACCCAACAUUUCACGAGAGACCCUCGUAGGACUUCCAUAAUAAAUGGAUGUGCCUAGCCCCUUGUUAAACUAUACGUAUUGAAGGGGUUACACUAUGUUUAAGAAGCAGGUGGCACUUCACUUGUUGAUAAAUUCAACUACUCUCAUCUGAAGAUGAGACAUUCAAGCGUAAAAUAUUAUAAGCAUGGAGAACUGUUUUUCUUUCUGUCAAAAAGCUCAGCAGCCACACAGAAUUACUAUUCAUGUCUAAAAGGCCCCGUUCAUGUUUUGCCAUGUAUACAUAUGUAACAGAAAAGUGUUAAUGGGUUUGUGGAGUUGGAAUACGAGCCCAGAAGGAGAGGGGUUUUUUUCAGGUGGACGGUGAAGUCACGUUAAUGUCCAUGGGUCAAAAUAAUGUUUAUAAGGUGAUUCUCUAAGUGUUACAGUGACUGCUAGUUACUAGCUGUGUAAAUAAAGAGUUUAGUUACGUAAGUGUGAAAAUCACACCUUUAUAGUGAGUAAAAGGAAGAAUGUACAAGGUAUUCCUUAUAAACCUGUGUAGCGAGUGAAAAGGUCAGACUGUUUUAAUCAUACACCCUCGAGGGAGCUACAAAAAGGACUCAGGAGUUUAAUGAAAGCAGCAAAUUGUUAAAUUCCAGGCUAUAAUUAACAUCCAAGAUACAAUAUUGCAUUAUGAUAGAACACAGACAUUAGUGUAGAUGGACAUAUGUUUAUCUUGCUGUCCAAUACAGGAUGACUAAAUGCUAAAAUGCAGUCUUUACUAUAAACAAAAACUUUAGUCUCCAUUUAAAGAGAAUAUAAAAUGAAGGAGGGUUUUUUACAUUUUUAUUAGGUUAUAACUUUUUAUGCCUCUUCCUGUCUUCAAAAAAGGGCCCCAAAAUAAUUCAAAUCAUAUAUAUUAUAACAAUGGCAAUACCAAGAGCAGCUGGGAAAUAAAAUAAAAUGACUUAACUUAAAAAGUUUUUUAACUGCAGGUUUUUUAAGUAACUUUUUAAUAGGCUACAAUUACUUUAAUUCUACAUAUGAAUGUAUGUAAUCUAGGCACGCAAUUAAGUUGUUAUGGUGCGAGAAGGUCCCUGGCAGCAUCUUGCAUUAAGAUGCUAAAGUGUUAACAAACAGUUUAUCCACAUAGAUGUGAGGCUUCAGUGGUCAGUCUCCUCCUGGCACACCCUCCUCCUCUUCUCAGAUCAUCCAUCUCAAUGAUCUCUGGUCCAUUCCAGUGCUUCUCAUUGAGAACUAUUAAAGGACCACUAUAGUGCCAGGAAAACAUACUCGUUUUCCUGGAACUAUAGUGCCCUGAGGGUGCCCCCACCCUCAGGGACCCCCUCCCGCCGGGCUCUGGAGAGAGGAAGGGGUUAAACACUUACCUUUCUCCAGCGCCGGGCGGGGAGCUGUACUCCUCCUCUCCUCCUUGCUCGCGACGUCAUCGGCAGGAGCUGUGCGCGCAUUCAGCCGGUCGCAUAGGAAAGCAUUUACAAUGCUUUCCUAUGGACGCUUGCGUGCUCUCACUGUGAUUUUCACAGUGAGAAUCACGCAAGCGCCUCUAGAGGCUGUCAAUGAGACAGCCACUAGAGGCUCUGGAGGCUGGAUUAACCCUCAGUAUAAACAUAGCAGUUUCUCUGAAACUGCUAUGUUUAUAAAAAAAAGGGUUAAUCCUAGAGGUACCUGGCACUCAGACCACUUCAUAAAGCUGAAGUGGUCUGGGUGCCUAGAGUGGUCCUUUAAUGAAGUAUCGGGCAUGUAUUGAAAUUGUUGCCAAUCAGAAUCCCAUGCUUUCAGUGAUAGAAAGUCCUUUCAGUAAUAGAAAGUCCUCAAAGAAAGCUCCUUAUCUUCAUUAAGAAGGAAGUGGUUUUAGAGCUUAGUGUCUCUUUAAAAUAAACUCAGCAGUUUGUAGUAAAAAUAAAAGAUAUCUAAGUUAUCUUGACUUCCUCUAGGCAUGGCGGAAUUUCAUCGUGAUCAAAAAGAUCAAAAACUGUAGAGUUUAUUCACUGAUCACCGAAUAGCAAUCAGUUGAUUUGUCUGUUUCAGCCAUCGUUUUGUUAUGUGAACCCACUUCCGCUCUUCACGAAAGACAAUUUCAGUUAUUUCAGAUGUAUUUGCAAUGGCAGUUCCAGUGAUAUCAGCCACAUGUGUAUGUAAAUGUGUUAUUCAAACAGCUGCAACAAGUUCAACAAGUUCAGUUCCAACAAGUUCAUUUCCUUCAUUUCAUCCAUUAGCCGUCCUAGAGACCAGGGGAACUGCAAAUAUAAAUCCUGUGUCCUCCAAAUACUCCCUUAAUGUUUCUGUAACAGUACCCCAAACUGUAAAUCAUACCCACACUAUCUGCUUAUUUUGUCCUUCUUGUAGUAGGGAAAUUAGAUAACAGUUACACUCCAAUACGCUGGGCUGGUGAAUCUCUUUGCACUAAAUAAAUCCAUCUGAAAAUAGCGCUGACCAUUUCGGAUCAACGUGAAUUUAAUUCAGUUGAUCAUAAAUACAUAAAUGUCUGAUUAAUUUUAACAGCUUGAAGAGCUGAAAUAAAAGUAAAUUGUGUUUAGUUACUAAACCAUUAUAUUAUCUUUUCCCUAAUCAUCUCAGUUGUGGAAAUCUUGAAUUUUGAUUGGCUACUACAAAUGGUGUGACGAACAGAGCCUUUUAUAGUGCAUUGGGCAAGGUAUAUUGCAGGGUCCAUAGUCCUGAGGUAAGAUGCUGGCCAGCAGGCCCCUCCAAGAACCUCGAAGAGGUUCAAUUCGUCACAGGGCCAUAAUCACAGGGUAGGAGGCUGACAAACAGGCCCCUCCAAAAGCCAAUGACGAGGAUACUUUCGUAACAAAUGGUAUCUGUCAUUUUUCAGCAGCCCACUGGGGGCAUGAAAAUGUAGUAUAAUUUAAUUUCCACUUUGUGAAAUAGUCAUAUCCUCCAGUGGGAAAUGACAGUAAAUGCUACUAUAGCUUGGCUGUAGGAAUCUAUGAUUAAUUAUUUGUGAAUAUAGUUUUAAAGUUUUAUGAAAUGGAAACUUCAGUGGACAGAACCACUGUAAUCUAUUUGAACAAUCCACAUAUCGUUCUGUAUUACAUAAUUAGAUUUAAACUAGAAAUAAAUGCAUCAUGAUUUAUAAUAUGAAGACAUUAACCAGGUACAGCAUAAUAGUGAGGAAAUUGAAAGCACUUGUAAUAAUUGCAUUUUCUCCCAUUAAAUAGCAUUUAUCUGACCAUUGACAGGAGCACACAUGUUUGUCACUAGCGGAUUCUGAAAAUUAUUUCACUAAACAGAGCAAUUUUAGAUGUAAUAGGUAGGCAUGACAUAGAAAUGUCUGACAACUUUUUAUAAUCUUUCAAACCAAAGCUCACAUUUUGUCAGUAGACAGAUUUGAAAUAUGUAAUUCCUUAAUUACCUACAAGAUUUAUUUUGGUUUUAAUAAAGUGCUAUCAAUAUGAUACAUUUUUUGUAAAUAUAUUUUUAUUAAAUAUUUUUCAAUAUGUAAAACUUCAGCAUGGACACGCAAGUCCCUUUAAUCACAUGUAUCAGCAAUCAUAAUGUAAAAAUGCUGAUCUCAUUGUCAUGCAUUGGUGACACGCAGGUCACAUUAUAACGUAUGUUUUUAUGUUGGACUCGCAGGUCCUAAAGCAUAUAGACAUAAGUAGGCAGUACCCUCCAAUGCCUAAUGGGUACGACUUUUACGGCUCCCCUGUUAUGGUGAGAAUUUUAGGUUGGCUUAUCUCUUGCGGCUUGAAUGGGGAGGUUGACUUUAGAUCGAUGGUUGUAGACCCUAGUGCUCUGGUAGUCUCGUAGAGUGGGUGCGCGGUUGAAGUUAUUCCCAGUACCGGGUAAGGAUGUUUUUCCCCCCUCUGAGCCCAUUGCCAUCUGCAGCUUACUCUGGCCAGGGUUGCUAGACCCUUCAGCUACAGGGAAUCUCCGCUCUGGGUACCUUUCUAUUAAUAUCCCUGUACAGGAAGGUUUCUGAAACCCAAAGAGAAAUACCAUGGAAGAAGAGGGGAGGGGGAGGAGAGGGGGCUAAGGGGAAGGAAAGGUGGGGAAGGUGAGGUGUAAGUCCAUGGUUGUCAUGUCUGUCAGGUGAAAUUACUAUUGUAAUUGAGAUGUGAAGUCUGCCGCUGCAGUGGAUAGGAUCCAGUGGAACCAAAUCUUCAUGUGUGCUGUGGCGGUGUAAGCUGCACCCAUGUGAAGCUCCUCUAUUGCCCUGAGUUCCUCCAUUUGAAUGAACCAUGACAGAAGUGGGGGGGUGAUCGCCUGUUUCCAGACUGUGGAAGGACCUUAUACCGGUACCUGGGGUUGGUUGUGUGGUGCAGGAGCAUCGUCGCCGGGUCCAGGGGUGACGGUUCAUCAGAGGAUUUCUCCAGCAUAUUAUGUAUACCCACCCAGAAAGGUCUUAUUUUUUCACAGUCCCACCAGAGGUAUAGCAUGGUGCCUACCCCCUUACUGCACCUCCAGCAGAGGUAAGAGUGAGUUGGGUCUUUUGCGUGCAAUUGGGCCCGUGUGCGAUACCAAUUAGUCAACAGUUUAAAAGCUGUCUCCUGCGUCCUGCGUCCUGCGUCCUGCGUCCUGCGUCCUGCGUCCUGCGUCCUGCGUCCUGGUGAGUGCUCGUCCUUUGGGGAGGGUGUCAAUGAAGUUCGUCAGUUGUUCAUAUUUGAAAGUCUGUAAAAAGGUAGGGGUGUCGCCCCCCAGGAGUUCAUCUAACAUUCUAGUAUUGCAAAUUAUGUCCCUUAAGGCGUUCGGGUCCAGUCCUGGAGGAAAGUCGUUGUUGUCCGUUAGGUUAGCAGAGGCGAUGGGUAUUGUGUCAGUCUAUAGGUUCCGGAUGCACUCCGCCACAGGCGUAGGGUGUGUCGAGUGAGUAUGGAGCAUCCCUGUCUGUCCUCCCUUCUGGGGUGCCAUGGCAGGACAGAGACAGGUCUUCCUGUCUCCGAAUCUUCUACCAUCUUCCACAGUUCGUGGACAUUUGUCUUGAUCCACUCCAUCACCCUUUGAAGAUGACAUGCCAUGUAGUAUAGGUAGAAGUCCGGCAUUGGCAGACCUCCCCUGUCCUUAGGUUGCAUGAGAGCGGGGAGCUGACCCUCAGUCUUUUCCCAUUCCACACAUAGUGUCCCAUUGCUGAGCACAGGGAGGGGAAGAAGGGUUUGGGGAUUAUGAAUGGGAGGGCUUGUAGCAUGUAAAGCAAGAAUGGGAGGUAGUUAAUUUCGAUAACCUGAACCCUCCCCAGCCAAGAUAUGUGUGGGUAGGACCAUUCCGCCAUCUCCCGCUAGAAUGUAGCCAUUAAGGGGCGAAAUUCUGUUCAAAUAAAUCGCCACUCAGUCUAGUUAACCUAGUUCCCAAGCAGCAGACCUUGUGGUCCGCCCACUGGAAAGCGAAGCUUAGGUGUAGGGGGUGGCUCGACUGCUGGGCAAAAUAAUGUUUAAGACAUAUGAUUUUGAGAGGUUUAUUUUCAAGUUGGAGAUGGCUCCAAAUUCUUUAAAAGCUUGUAGGAUGUUCGAGAGGGAGAUUUCCGGUUGGGAGAUGAAAAAGAGAAGGCUGUCUGCAUAUGCAACCACCUUAUGUUGUGUUUCCCCUGUCUUUAUUCCCAUGAUGUCCCUGUGUUGUCUAAUGGUUGGCAUGAAGAGUUUGAGGGCAAUGGCAAAGAGCAGUGGAGGUAUUCUGAAAAAGGUAUUCCCAACCCACCCUGUCGAAGGCCUAUUCCGAGUUAGUUCAUAGCAAGAGAAGGUCCCCUGCGUCCCCACCCCUCAUCGGGUGAGAGCACGGGUAGUAUUACCCCUCGCCCUUACGUCCCGUCACGAGUCCCGCCUGGUCCGGGUGUACCAGGGAGGGAAUGUGCGUCUGCAGACGCGUGGCCAGGACCUUUGCCAUUAAUUUUAUAUCACAGUUGAUGAGGGAAAUGGCUCUGUUGUUCCCGCAGUUCACCGCCCUCCUUAGGGAUGAUAGUUAUGUGUGCUGUCGGUGCUUGCUUAGGGAAGUGGUGACCCUCCCUCACGGCAUUAAAUGAAGCCAGCAUCGGCUUGUACAGGCUGUCAGCAAAGCGUUUGUAAUUAUGGAUUGGUAGCCCCUCAGCGCCGGGGCUCUUGCCAGGUUUGGUGCAUUUUAUCGCAAGCGCCAGUUCCUCUAGGGCUAUUGGUUCGUCUUAUUGGUCGGAGACGUCCUUAUCUAUGGUUGGCAGAGCGCGCGUCGUCAAGUACUGUCGAAUUGAGUCUCAUAGACGGCCUUUCCCUAUGUUGAUUCGGGGCUGCGGUAGUGAAUAUAGCUCUGAGUAAUAAGAGCACUUCCUCCAGGAUCUUAGCAGGUCAAUAUAAUACUUUUAUAUGUCAACUUAUUGAUUUAAUUUGUUAAUACAAUUUCAAUGCACUAUUCUUCUAGAAUUAGUAAAAGUGCAAAUAUUUCAAGAUUUAACAGUGAAUAAAUGAAUGAGUAAACGGCUAUGCCUAGAUUCUAGUAUAAAUGCAUAUUGAUGAAGUUACAUAAAGGAGAAUUGAUACACAAAUGUAUCAGUGGGGCAUAGCCUUAACUAUGGCUCGAAUGAUUGCACUACAACAUCUAGAGGCUAUAAAACAGACCUUUAGUCUUGCAGCUAAUUCAAACGGGCACCAUCUUUUACUGUCUUGUAAUUUAAUACGCAUUAGUAUAUGAAAGGGAAAGGAGAGAAGGUUUAAUUUUUACAACAUGUGCUGCCAUGGAAAAUCACCUUUACAGAGUCACCACAAUGGUAACGGCAACAAGUUGGAAAAGUGGCUUCCCAGGAGAGUCCAAACUUGCUGCAGGCAUUUCUACCUCUUUCUCAAAUUAAUAAAAUACAAAUGUAACACAUACUGGACACCAUGACUAGUAGACAACUCCAGCAAUUCAAGACUUUUACUGGAAUUAUUAGCCAGAAUUGGGUGGCAAGGACUGCAUAACCAUAGUCCAAAAUAGACACGUUUAAAUACUGAGGAGCAACAAAGAAGUAAUUUGUGCAUUUGUGGUGUUUCAAAAUCAAUACCAAAGCCAAAACUAACAUCAAUAAUUACUGGUUCCUUUGUUGUUUUCUUGCCAGAGGUCCUCACACAUGUGUUAAUAUUGGAGAUAUCGAGGUAUGUGAAUAAUAAUGUGGAUAUGACAGGAUGCAACUUUGUGAUAUUCUUUUUUUUUUAAUCAAAAUUAAUUUUUGAUUACAUAUGAAAACAAAAUUGCUUUAAUGUUCCUUUAAUCCAUCGAAUUACUCGGUGCCUUUUGGUAAACUUGAUAGCAUUUGAAGAUUUAUAUCUGCAUACUAUUAUAAAUAUUAUCCUUCUACUUUGCAAGAAAGAAGUCAAGGUCACAAUCCACAAUGGAAUUCUGGCACUCGUUACAUCCCCGGUCACAUUCUUUGGGAUGACAUAACACCUUGUUAGUUAUUAUCUCCACUAUCUCCAGAAAGAUUAGAUGACUUAUGUAAUGCUUUAAAUACGCACAACUGAUAUAUAAACACUUUUCAAACAAUGUCAUAGUACAAGAAAUAUCCUACUUGUCAAAGAAUGGAAUUAGAGGAGAGAAAGGUCUGAUUCAACCUCGUAGAACAAUGAUAACUGGCAUUUAUUGAAUAACAAUGACAACAUAGUUGUCUUCACCCGGAAUGCCACGUUGAAGUGGUGAUCUAUCUCUGUUAUAGCUAAAUUAUUUUACUUGUUUGUUAGUUUCUUGUUUUUUUUUUUAAAAUUUGUAAUCAAACUGGUAGACAAAUGAAAUCGCUCAGCCCUUGCCUAGGAUUUAGCAUCAUAUAGCCUAGUCCUAUAAAUAAAUAAAACAAUAAUCAAAAACGGGUUACUUCCAAGCACAAAGUAAUGUGGAAUUGACACCUGCUAAACUUGUUUUAAUUAUAAAGAUAAUUAAAGAUUACCAGCAUGCCUUUCUCAUGAAUUAAGAACAUUUGUUCGUAGCAUGCAAAUACAUUUCUAGUACACAGUCUAUCAAUACUUUAUUUGGACACGGGUACAAAUCAUGUUCUAACAGAAACCCAACAAUGUAUUCUCUACAUUUUCAAAUGGUCUAACUCAAAGUUAUUGCUUUCAGGACAAAUGUCUUUCGAAUGACUCCUUGUUUAAAACAAAUUAUAUUCCAAUAUUGAUCUAAACCUAAAAGCAGAUGUUUAAGGAUGCUUGGGUUUCAUCAGCGUAGUUAGAAUUACUAAAUUAUAGUUUAUUAUUAUAUUGUUUAUUAUUUUUGUUAUGGGAUAACAAAGAAGACUGCUUUAGGUAACACAGCAUAUAAUGUGACUAUAUGGUUAAAUAAACUAUUGCAGAAACAACUUCUUUAGAAUCUACUACACAUUGAGAUAUUAAGGCUCCCUUUAUUUCUUUCUAAUUAUAUAGUUUGAUUGAUUAUGAAGAUAUUAAAAUGUUUCUGUCAUCUGUUUUAAGGUACACCUGGCAAGUUCAAGAUAAGAUAGAUGCAAAUAAUGUCGCCUACACUUCAGGGAAAUUAAGUCUUCACACAGAUUAUCCAGCUCUUCAAUAUCCUCCUGGGGUAAGGAACUUUAUGUUUUUGUUUAGAUGGAGUAGCUUUCAUACACAACUUUGUGGUUAAAAAAAAAACUGAGCCAAAUGCCCUCUAGCAAGAAAAAAACAUCGUAAGGUCCCCAAUAACAUGAGGUAAAGCAUAUAAGAGGUAUACGUGGAUAUUUAGGACUGCAACACGAGCUUGUUGUAUUUUGUGUUUAUAGACAGAGCUUACUCAUAAGCAGUGGUGGCUGGGGAAGUUGUAAGAUUGUGGGGCAUCAGAUUCCUCACCCAGAACUUGACUCUACCAUUUAACUCUAUAGUCAUCAUCUUCUGACCUGUGCCGACUGUUCAUGUACAUGUACUCAACACUUUGUUGUAACGGAUAAUGAGUUAUCCAUCUCUGGCACCGGUUUCGCCCUUGGGCUUUCUCAAUUGAUUACUUGAGCAACCUCCAGAAUGACGUAGAAGAAUAUCUCAGUUAAUUGCUUAAGGAUGAAUUGUUCUUAGUAUGAAAGGAUCACUUGAUCACUAGUGAUCACUUGAGAAAGCCCAAGGGCGAAACCAGUUGUGACUAUUCAGAAAUACUUUUUAAUUGGCUUUUAUUUCAUUUUGUGUGGUAUAUUACAAUAAAUAUUGUUUUUACCCUCAAAAUGUUAUGCUUUUUUUUUUUAUCCUGCAUUUAUUUUAUCAUCUUAAAGGAGCCUCGCCAGGGACCAUCACAACAUCUAACUCUACUCAUAUAUAGCUUUGGCGGGAAUUGUUCCACCUGAGCUGAUCUCAUUGAGCCUAAGGUGCUCUUAAAAUUGUGAGUAAUUUUCAUACUUUUCCACACACUUUUAUUGGUUUGAAAAAGUGAGCACGAUAUCCCGUUUUUAUUCUUUCAUAUGCUGCUUCCACUGUGAAUACUCAAAGAGAAAAAAUCCAGUUUUAUCCCUGAGUGGAGAUUAUAAAACUAAAAGUCUUAUCUAAGAGCUGAUUGGAGGCUCUAUCUUUGUGAGUGAUUAUUUUUCUUCACAUUAUUGAGAUAUUGAACAUACUGGGUUGCACUAUUGGUUUUUCUUUUCUGCUUAUAUUUUACAUGAAAUGCCAAUAACAGAACUACCGACCUCAAUCAAAACCUAAUUUAUUUGAAUGCCAAGGAAGACUUUUGACUGAACUACACUAGAACAUCACCUCCUCAAAGAAAGCCCAUCAUGCUAGUCAUAAGGAGGACCUGACUCUAUGAAAGCAUGAAUAUUGUGUUCGUAAAACAAAAUAGGGAUUGGAAUCUCCGCAGCUUCAGGAAUGUUGCAGGAGCCUUAAAACAUUCUAAGCAUUGAGGGUCAUUUGAGCAUGAUGGGAGUAAAGGUCCACAACCAUGUCUGUAACAAAAGAUUGAGUAUUGCCGAUGUACUCUAAACAGUAGCACCUUCUUAAGUAGAACCAUGGGCACGGACGUUGGCUCAAAAUGUGUUUUCUGUUUUUAAAGGAAAACUCAUUCUGCUAAUUGGAAAAAUGGUAAAUGAUCAAAAAGAAAAACAUAGGUUCUGUGCUGUAUACAAGAGAACAGAUGUGACUGACCUCAUAUUCCCGAGGCUGCCAAGAAUUACAUAGACCCAUAGGAGUCAGAAACGUUGAAAAGUUCACAGACUUAUGUGCAAGCCGUUCUAUAAUGUAUGCUUUUGGAAUGAGAAAUCUGAUGUUCUAAAAGAUUUAAGUAGUUGUUGUUGUGUUUUAUUUAUGUGGUCUUAAUUAACAUUGAAAAACAUUGCAGAUUACAAAAUUGACAUUAUAACAUGAAAAAAUGUUUGUAGAGGAAAUUAAUAUAACAUUAACAUAGAGCAGAGCCAGGUAUGAGCCACCAAGAUUCAUAAUUUUAUUGAUCAUAUUAAAGGAACACUCCAGGUCAUAACUUGAAGUCGUAAUGAAAUGUAGAGGCCCUGGGGGUCCCCCUACCUACUGGGGUUAAACCAUUUUGAAACGGUUUAACGUCCAAAGUUCUCUUCACACGACCUUUCCAUCUGUCUCUUCCUCUGCCCCAGGCACUACUACUGAAGCUGCCCGCUUGGGCGCUGGUGAUCUCCCAUUGAGAGAAAUGUUUUAGAAAGAAAAAACCUUGGGAUCGCUACUCUCUAAAACUGUGAGCCUUAUGGUAUACAUUCUGUAUGAGAUGUUAAGAUUCAGUGGAGAUAAUAAUUAUCAAGUAUACAGUGGCUCUGUCACCUCUCAAUAUAAUUAAUCUACAAUUUUUUAUUAAAUUAAUGUAAUAAUAUAUAUAUAUGCUUAUUAAGAUCUUGUUAUUUUUUUUGCUCAAUAAUUGCAUUUACAAGGUAAAAAUAUUAUGUUGUUAUUUUCAAGGACGUAAUCUGUAAGAUUGACUUUUUAUUUAAAUGUAUUUUUUAUUUCACUUCUUUAUUUUGUGAUUUUUAUUAUAUUGUUUCUGUUUGUUGCUUUUUCCACGAAGGUACUUCCUUUGGUCUUUUUCACCUUUUUUAAAUGGGCAACGCGUUUUUGUGUGAAUAUUCUGUUUGGUUUUGUUUUUCGUUUUCUUGAUGUGAGUAAGCAUCACUAGGGGUCAAAUGUAUUAAAGGACCACUAUAGUGCCAGGAAAACAUACUCGUUUUCCUGGCACUAUAGUGCCCUGAGGGUGCCCCCACCCUCAGGGACCCCCUCCCGCCCGGCUCUGGAAGGGGGCAAGGGGUAAAAACUUACCUUUUUCCAGCGCUGGGCUGGGAGCUCUCCACCUCCGUUCCUCCUCCUGGGCUGAAUGCGCAUGCGCGGCAAGAGCUGCGCGCGCAUUCAGCCGGUCACAUAGGAAAGCAUUAUCAAUGCUUUCCUAUGGACGCUUGCGUGCUCUCACUGUGAAAAUCACAGUGAGAAGCACGUAAGCGCCUCUAGUGGCUUUCAAUGAGACAGCCACUAGAGGAAAUAGGGGAAGGCUUAACCCAUUCAUAAACAUAGCCGUUUCUCUGAAACGGCUAUGUUUAUGAAAAAAAGGGUUAAUCCUAGAUGGACCUGGCACCCAGACCACCUCAUUAAGCUGAAAUUGUCUGGGUGCCUAGAGUGGUCCUUUAAGCAUGGCUAUUCGAUCUUUUGGGUUGCUCUUCACUUUCAAAUGGUUAGGUAUAGGCUUUGGAUGUUUUAAUUUUAUUAUGAUUUAAAUAAAGUUAGAUGCUUCAAUCACAGCUGCUGGAUUUAUUUCUGUGAAUUUGGCAACUCAAUAUCUUCUGCUUUGACUACCGAGCCAGCAGACGGAUGGCUACAUUUGAACAGUAACUCAUAGAAUGCUUAGCGAUGUUAUGGUUUGAUUAUGAAUGCUGGGAGUUUCUUUCCAAAAGUAAGUCAUUGGCUGACAUGCUGGAUUUUGCAAUUUAGCAACAGACUUUCAGUGGAAGAAUAUUCAUGAAAUAAUUGUUCCCACAAAAUUUAGAUGACUGGAGAGACUGUGAGUUGCAGUCUAGCAAGAGCUUGAUGCCUGCUAGUCAGUUUUGGAUGGUUAACAGGGCUGGUGCAAGGAUUCCAUUUUGCCGCCCCCUCAUGAAUGCAACUACAUUCUCUCAGAGGUUUAUUCACUAAACUUUGAAUUGCAGCAAAGAGACAUUUAGGGAAAGAGACACAUUGCGUAGACAACAUGUUUUCCUGGCACUAUUGCUUCCCCCUCUGUCAAGCGCCCCUACCUCGUGGUGCAAAAGGGGGUAAAAAAAAACUUUAAUCACUUUCCCAGGUUCAGCGUUGAUGUCCCUCGAUGCUGGCUCGGGUCCACCUUCACUCCUCAAUGGCCGCGGUAGGAUUUCCCCAUAGGAAAGUAUUAUACAAUGCUUUGCUAUGGGGUUCUACGUGAUGCAGGAUGUCCCCAUGCAUAGCCGCUAGAGGUCGAGUUAACCCUGAACGGUAAUUAUUGCAGUUUGUUAAAAACUACAAUUGUUACUUCUGCAGGGUUAAUGGCCCUGGGACACUGCAUCCAGACCAUUUUAAUGAGCUGAAGUGGUCUGGAUGCCUAUAGUGUUCCUUUAAGUGAAAGCAGAUGCACGGUGAGAAAUUUAGAAAAUGUAAACAGCUUGGGGAGACAUUUAGGGAAAGGAUAGAGAGACUGUUGAGAUAUUUAGGAGACAUUGUAAGCACACAUUUAGGGAAAAAAGGGACACACUAUCACUAACACACUCACUGACAUACACAGUGUCACUAACACACACACACUAUCUUUGACAUACACACACAGUGUUAUUUGCACACUCUCACUAACACACACAGUGUCACUUACACACUCUUUCUAACACAGAGACACACUAUCACUAACACACUCACUAACACACUCACUGACAUAUACAGUGGCACUUACACACUCUCACUAACACAUACACAGUCUCACUAACACACACACUAUCUUUGACAUACACACACAUUGUUACUUGCACACUCUCACUAACACACAGUGUCACUUACACACUCUUUCUAACACACAUUGUUACUGUCACUAACACACCCAGUGACACUUGCACAGUCUCACUAACACACAAACAGUGUCACUUGAACAGUCUCACUAACACACACAAUGUCACUUACACACUCUUUCUAACACACAGCAUCUCUUGCACACUCUCACUAACAUACAGUGUCACUUGCACACUCUCACUAACAUGCACAGUGUCACUUGAACAGUCUCACUAACACACAGUGUCACUUGCACACUCUCACUAACAUGCACAGUGUCACUUGCACACUCUCACUAACACACAGUGUCACUUGCACACUCUCACUAACAUGCACAGUGUCACUUGCACUCUCUCACUAACAUAGGCGUGCGCAGGCUAUUGCAUUAGGGUGUGCACCCUAAAACACAAGCACACGCCACAUAUAUAUGUAUGUAUGUAUAUAUAUAUACACACACAUACACACACUACUGUGUGUGUGUGUGUGUGUGUGUGUGUGUGCUGUGUGAGGGUGCUGUUAGUGUGAUGUGUGUGUGACGGUGCUGGUAGUGUGCUAUGUGGGUGAGGUUGUUUGUGUGUGCGUGCUUGUGAGGAUGCUGUUAAUGUACUGUGUGUGAGGGUGCUGUUUGUGUGUGUGUGUGCGCUUGUGAGGGUGCUGUUAAUGUACUGUGUGUGAGGGUGCUGUUUGUGUGUGAGGGUACUGGUAGUGUGCUGCGUGUGUGUUUAUUAGGGUCCUGUUUGUGUUUGUGAGGGUACUGUUAGUGUGCUGUGUGUGUGUGAGGGUGCUGUUUGUGUGCUGUGUGUGAGGGUGCUGUGUCUGUUUGUGAGGGUGCUGUAUGUGUGUGUGGGUGCUGUAUGUGUGUGUGGGUGCAUAAUGUGUGUUGGUGCUGUGUAUGUAUGUGGGUGCUGUAUGUGUGUGGGUGCUGUGUAUGUCUGUGGGUGCUGUGUAUGUCUGUGGGUGCUGUGUCUGUGGGUGCUGUAUAUGUCUGUGGGUGCUGUGUAUGGGUGCUGUAUAUGUCUGUGGGUGCUGUGUAUGGGUGCUGUAUGUGUGUGGGUGCUGUAUGUGUGUGGGUGCUGUGUAUGUCUGUGGGUGCUGUAUGUCUGUGGGUGCUGUGUAUGUCUGUGGGUGCUGUAUGUCUGUGGGUGCUGUGUAUGUGUGUGGGUGCUGUAUGUGUGUGGGUGCUGUAUGUCUGUGGGUGCUGAAUGUGUGUGGGUGCUGUGUAUGUCUGUGGGUGCUGUAUGUGUGUGGGUGCUGAAUGUGUGUGGGUGAUGUGUAUGUCUGUGGGUGCUGUAUGUCUGUGGGUGCUGUAUGUCUGUGGGUGCUGAAUGUGUGUGGGUGCUGUAUGUCUGUGGGUGCUGUAUGUGUGUGGGUGCUGUGUAUGUCUGUGGGUGCUGUAUGUCUGUGGGUGCUGUGUAUGUCUGUUGGUGCUGUAUGUGUGUGGGUGCUGUGCAUGUCUGUGGGUGCUGUAUGUGUGUGUGUGGGGUGCUGUGUGGGUGAGGUGUACAGUGCGGGUGCUGUAUGUCUGUGGGUGCUGAAUGUAUGUGGGUGCUGAAUGUAUGUGGGUGCUGAAUGUCUGUGGGUGCUGAAUGUGUGUGGGUGCUGUGUAUGUCUGUGGGUGCUGUAUGUGUGUGGGUGUUGUGUGGGUGCUGUAUGUAUGUGGGUGCUGUGUAUGUGUGUGGGUGCUGUAUGUGUGUGGGUGCUGUGUAUGUCUUUGGGUGCUGUAUAUGUGUGGGUGCUGUGUGAGUGCUGUAUGUAUGUGGGUGCUGUGUAUAUCUGUGGGUGCUGUAUGUGUGUAGGUGCUGUGUCUGUGGGUGCUGUAUGUGUGCUGUAUGUGUGUGGGUGCUGUGUCUGUGGGUGCUGUAUGUGUGGGGGUGGAGGUGGGGGUACAUUACUUGCUAUCCCCCCUCCCUGCUUACCUUUUGUAGGGAGGGGGGAUCGUGCUGCUGCUUCCAUCCCUGGUGGUCCAGUGGAGAGUGAACUCCAGCCUCUGUGGAAUCCCGCGAGAGGAACCCGGCGGAGCUGCCGGCAAUAGCUCCGCCGGGUCCUCUCCUGCCUCCCUCCCUGCAUGUGGGUCAGUGGGGAGGGAGGCUGAGAGCAGAGCCGGCGUUCGGAUAGCGCCGGCUCUGUAUGAGCCAACAGGGGAGAUCCUGAGAUCUCCCCUGCCGGUCUCAAUAUACAUAGGCGUGCUGUGGGGAUUAGGGUGUGCCCUGGCACACCCGGCACACCCCGUGCGCACGCCUAUGCUCACUAACACACAGUGUCACUUGAACACUCUCACUAACACACAGCAUCUCUUGCAUACUCUCACUAACACACAGUGUCACUUGCACACUCUCACUAACACACAGCAUCUCUUGCACAUUCUCACUAACACACAGUGUCACUUGCACACUCUCACUAACACACAGCAUCUCUUGCACACUCUCACUAACACACAGUGUCACUUGCACACUCUCACUAACACACAGCAUCUCUUGCACACUCUCACUAACACACAGUGUCACUUGCACACUCUCACUAACACACAGCAUCUCUUGCACACUCUCGCUAACACACAGUGUCACUUGCACACUCUCACUAACACACAGUGUCACUUGCACACUCUCACUAACACACAGUGUCACUUGCACACUCUCACUAACACACAGUGUCACUUGCACUGGCCCUGAUGGUUAAUGCUGCCUCAAAAGUAAAAAAACAAAUACCCACAUACAGGACACUGCAACUUGCACAUGUUGGGAUUUAAAUUUGAUACUUUAAUGUCACUGGGAACCGAUUCAGAAAUUCAUCUUCAAUAAAUUGCUCACCUUAUAAAAAUCAUUGUGAUGAGAAUUACAAAACAGCAUAUAUGUAGCCAGAUUUGUGUGCCAGCGUUUCUGUGUCUAUAUUUUAUUUCAUUUUAAUGUUCUAGUGGCCAGCAGCGUAAGAGAAAUUUGAGUUUUCUGCAAACCAGAGUCAGUAUCUGGUGGAUAUUUUUUGCUGACAAGGAAUAGUUGGGCAAGUACACGUUUAGAAAAGCAACCGUACUUCCAGUCCAGAGAUGACCAAACUCCAGUCUCCAGUAUAUUAAAAUGAUAGAAGUAAAUAUUGCACAUAGAUCUACAGAUUUAUUGGAUGAAGAACAGUACAGUUUUGGAUUCUAACAUGUAGCUAGAGCCUUUAUCAAGCGUGAUAACUGAUAUAUAGAUAAUGGAUUACAAACAGACUUUUUUGUUACUUUUAAUUAAAAUUAAAUAUACUGCAGAAUGUCUGUCUUUUGGGGUGUAAUUUAUCUUCUACGUCCAGUUACUAUACAUGGAAUAAGUGGGCGUUCUUUGACAAUCCUUGGUCCCCCAGGUGUGCUGGCUAAGCUUUGUUUGAGGGUUAUUAUACCACCCACUGCUGGGAUUUUAUUUAUUUAAAAAUAUAAUUCAAGCCCACUUACGCAAAUGAAUGAAAACCACUUGACAACUUAGGUUUAGCUAAACCCUCUAUAUAUGAUGUAAAAUAGUUAAAGAAUAAGAUCCUGGUCAUAGCUACAUUGCACCAAUUUGAGGUCUUGCUACUGAAAUUGGCUGGAAAACUGUCUUUUUUCCAUAAAUUUCAUUUCCAUAAAUCUAGGAGUAAGUGAGUACAGAAAAUGAAACGAAGGUGCCAGUGGUUUGGGGGGUUUUGCGCCUUUGGUCCCUUGAGUGUCCCUUUGAGUGUUUUGUGGUCUGGCAGGUCUGAGCCACAUUCUUUUUUACUAACUAUAUGAAUAGAAAGACUUGUAUUUGUCAUCUCCCCAACAGGUACAAUUUCUUCAUUGUUUGAAGCAAGCAGAAACUGGAGGUGAGAGUGAAAUGGUAGAUGGGUUCCACAUCUGCCAUAAACUCCGAGAGCAGAAUCCCAAAGCAUUUAACAUUCUCACAUCUACUCAAGUCGACUUCACGGACAUUGGAACUGAUUACUGUGAUUUCUCACUGCAAUCCAAGCAACGUAUUAUAGAGUAAGCACAUUUGGCUCCAUUCUGCUGUUAUUCCGCUGUAAUUUUAUUGCAUCAAUCUCCCAAGAAUAGGCAUUUAGAAAGCUAAAUUCUGCCAUCUUCUGUUUGAAACGAGUAAGAACUCACUCAGCAGAACAUGUUAUACCUAAGUUAUUCUACAGCUAUAGCUCUCAAGUGACCAUCAUCUUCGUGUGUGUGUGUGUAUGUGUGUGUCUGUCUAUCUGUAUGUAUGUCUGUCUGUCUGUUUGUAUGUAUGUAUGUGUGUCUUGUCUGUAUGUGUGCCUGUCUGUUUGUAUGUGUCUUUGUAUGUAUGUUUGUUGUGUGUGUGUGUCUGUCUGUCUGUAUCUAUGUGUGCCUGUCUGUUUGUAUGUGUCUUUGUAUGUAUGUUUGUUGUGUGUGUCUGUCUGUCUGUAUGUAUGUGUGCCUGUCUGUUUGUACGUGUCUUUGUAUGUAUGUGUAUCUUUUUCUUUUCUUUUAAAAUUAUUGAGUAACCACAUAUAUUGUACUUGGCUGAUCACCAUAUCUCUUGAGAUAUAUUAAUAGAAAAUACAUUAUAAUCCAUGUAUUCUGGUAAAAGAUCAUUGUACCAUCCUCUGUCCAACGUAAUGCUUGUUUAUUAAUGAGUUGAAUGCCAGAACUGUAAUCAAUGUCACCUUCAGUCAGGGAAGAAACGAGCACCUUUAAUAAAAUAUGGCACAUUGUGUUUUGACGUGUUUUUUUUUUUUUUUUUGCAUUAUGGUGGUAUUUAUUUAAUAUCUCUUGGAGAAUGAUCACAGUUUUGUCUACUCAAUCCAACUUUGACUUUAUGAAAGCUACUCUCAUAUUACGUAAAAGUGAGAUAUUUGGACUAUCAAAAGGUAUUAAAAUAUAACACCCUUUCUCUCUCCUAUCUGUGCAAAUAAUUAUCAAACCGCCUUUGCUCUUUCUAAAAAGGUGCCACAGAUUUGGGACGCAAAUAAUUGUUCUGAAUUCAGGCUAAAGCUGAAUCACUCUAGGCAAUAUUUCUUGUAUGUAGAAAGUAUGUUGCGUUAUUCUCGAGGUCUCAAAUAUUUCUGUAUAUUCCCUCUAGGUUAGACCAAAAUGGUGGGCUCCUUCGUAUUAAUUUUAAUAAUGCAACAAGAGAUUCUGUGUUCGAUAUACCAGCUGAAGACGUUCAGCCGUUUUACUCUUCACUGAAGGAGUUUGUCAAUCUCAUGAACAAACCAGAAAAUACACUCUCUUUCAAAAUGAAACCAGGUUGGUAACGUACAUUCACCCUGCUAAACCCCACUGGAAUGUUUAUUAUUAUUAUUUUAUCAUACCUUCAUAGGGACACUCUAAGCAACAUAUCAGUAACCUUUCUUAAUACAGUGCUAAUGGUGUUGGGAGCGAUGGGUGCACUCUCUCCGGUAAUUGUUUCAGAUAAUAUGACAAACAAUAUAGGCAUUUCCAGUACCCUAGGUCCACCUCCUAAGCCUGCAGACAUCAUAACUAAGAAUUGUCAAUAGUAGUGGAGGCUCGUCCAUAUGGGUAGCUGGGGCAGCACCACAUCAAUUUCUGCUGCAAUUAAAAAAUUAAAUAAAUAAUUAAACUAUAUUAUUCUUUUUUUUUCUGUUGCAGUUUUUAACUUUUUUGGUGUAAACAUACACUUUGAGAUGUGUCUGUUUUUUACGUGUUGUUAACGUCCUUUUAAUAUUUUCCUCCCCACUUAUUAUGCCUCUAUAUCGCUGCUAGAAAAGUAUAACCAGAUUUAUGGUUGUUUGCUAAAUAAUCUGAUUAAAUCCUAUGAGAAACUUUGUGAGUCACCCUCAUUAUCUGUCUGACAGCCACUUGCUAUUCCCAAUGCCUCCUUUUAAGGCGGCAAACAUGCUGCCCUUAGUAGGCUACUAGCAGGAGAGGGUUGAGUUGCUAGAAGUCCGCUUCCCCCGUACCCCACAACAUUGGUAUCAUGAGAAGAGGACUGCUACUUGAGAUGGUAAAGAGGACAGUGAAACAAUUGUGGGUCCACCUGAAUUACGGGCAGGUCAGCCUGAUACGAAUGCAUGCUAAGCCGCCUGCCAAUCAAGGAGGUCAGCCCACAUACCUGUACACCUCUGAAUUCACAAAGCACACAAAUUAUUUAUUUAUUUAUAAAAUAUUUUACCAGGAUUUAGACAUGCAGUCCUGGAUUCACAAAUGGACAUAUGCACCCCUCAAUUAACACAUGCACACAUUAUCCCUCUGCAUACAUGCAUCCCUUGAUUCACACAUGCAUACACAUACACUGACUCUCAGGACCACUUUAUAGAUUUACACAGCCUCAGUCCACACAAGUACACCAUUUUAGUCAGACAUGCUGAUCCUCCACACAUAUACAUACCUGUAUUCAGACACUUACUGACACUCCUUAGUUGUGUGCAUUUGUGCUGGCAAGUAACAUUCAGAUGGCGUUAGUAUUUUAAGCCUUUUGGAUAGGGUUUGGGGAUAGAAACAUAGAAACAUAGAAUGUGACGGCAGAUAAGAACCAUUCGGCCCAUCUAGUCUGCCCAAUUUUCUAAAUACUUUCAUUAGUCCCUGGCAUUAUCUUAUAGUUAGGAUAGCCUUAUGCCUAUCCCACGCAUGCUUAAACUCCUUUACUGUGUUAACCUCUACUACUUCAGCUGGAAGGCUAUUCCAUGCAUCCACUACCCUCUCAGUAAAGUAAUACUUCCUGAUAAUAUUUUUAAACCUUUUCCCCUCUAAUUUAAGACUAUGUCCUCUUGUUGUGGUAGUUUUUCUUCUUUUAAAUAUAGUCUCCUCCUUUACUGUGUUGAUUCCCUUUAUGUAAAUGUUUCUAUCAUAUCCAUUGUACAGUGCUACGGAAUCUGAUGGCGCUAUAUAAAUAAUAAAAUAAUAAUAAUAAUAUCCCCCCUGUCUCGUCUUUCCUCCGAGCUAUACAUGUUAAGAUCCUUUAACCUUUCCUGGUAAAGGGAUGUUUACUGUUAUGGGGGUUUAGUUUUAAAAAUAAGUGAUUAGGGGAUAGAGUUGGCAAGGUAUGGUUCGAGUUAGGAGCAUUUAAUAACCAACAAGAAAUUAGUUAAACAUUUUUGGGGAAAUUGCAAGAGGAGGUGUGGGUAGGAUUGCAUAAACAAAGUGAUUUAACUCCUAAAUGGCACAGUAUUGAGCAGUGAUAAUGUAGAGGCAUGAUCUAUACCAAAAUGUCUCCCUUAAAGCUAAAGUUGUUUUUUGCUUGUUUUAUCCACUUUGCAAAAUUGUUACACACUGCAAAACAUUCUGAUGCUAUAUUAAUGAUGACUAUAAUGACAUCCCCACAAGUGAAAAGCAAGAUGCACAGCACUCGCAACUCAUAUUAAAGGGUUACUCCCACCCUUGUUUAAAAAUACAUUUAAUUGAGAAAGUCCUGUUUAUAAAGUCGCAAAUAACUCUAAAACUUACCUUGAAUCCAAUGUCAGCAUUGGACUUUUCUUACCAACUCUGAGCGCAUGCAGAUCGACAGGGGAGGGGGGUAGAAGGGCUUUAUUUAAAUAUUUUUUAGAAAUGUGAGAUUACUAAAUGUAAAGUGGCCGGGUGUUCUGGGAAGGAGGGGAGAAAGAUCAAACUUCCCCUUGCAUGCUCGCUGCCUGAAGAUGAUUACGUCUAUCGCCAGAACAUCAGACAUACAUUGUGCAAUGAAUUGACAUUAGGCAGCCUAGAACAACGUCCAGGCUGUCUAGCCCCAUACUGUAUCUUUGUAUGUAGUUUUUCAGCAUAUGCAGGCUCCUACCACCAUAGCCACUUCUAAAAGCAUGAGUGGUCAAGGUAGUAAGUGUAACAUUGGGUUUGCAUUUUUCCCAUUACUCAGAUUUCCAAUUGCAUGAAUCCGCAUCCACAUGACACUACAGUCAAAGAACCAAUCUUAAUAAAGUAUUAUAAAUGUGACAGCAUGAUAUGGUCACGUCACACAUAGAGUUUUGGAGAACCGUAGUAAAUUCAAAGGGAUUUACAAAUUAAGGGACAAAAUAAAUGAACUGGAAAACAUUUAUGAAGUAGCUACGGUUCAUGUUGGCCAACUUUGACCUUAAAUUUAAAAUUCACUAACCUUACAUUCCCAACACUUUAUUAAAUGAACUGAUAGUUGUAAGUAUGUGUUUUUGAACUGCAAUGAAAAUAAUCAAACUCGUUUUAUUCUUCUGUUCUUUAAUUCAAUUAAUGUAAUUAUUGUUAUUAUUGUUAUUAUUAUUAUUAUUUAUAUGGCACCAACAAAUCUGUAGCACUUUACAAUGCCUGGACUAACAAACAUGUAAUUGUAACCAGACAAGUUUGAGACACAGAAAAAGAGGGGUUGAGGGCCCUGCUCAAUAAGCUUACAUGCCAGAGGGAGUGGAUUUAAUUGAUAAGAGGGAGUAACAGUUUAAUUGAUAAGCUUUUGCAAAGGAGUGGAGACUGGGUGAGCAUCUAACGGAGGAGGGAAGCGAGUUCCACAGGAACGGUGCAGCCCUCGAGAAGUCUUGAAGGUGAGCAUCAGAGGUGGGAGUACGAACAGAAGAUAUACGUAAGUCUUCAGCAGAUCGUAAGGGCCUAGACGGGACAUACUUGUGUAUUAGGGAGGAUAGCUAGGUGGGAGCAGCAUUAUGUAGAGAUUUGAAAGCAAGAACCAGAAUUUUAAAUUGAGCUCUAUAUUUUAAAUGAAGCCAAUGUAGAGACUGACAGAAGGGUGAGGCAUGGGAGGUGCGUGCGGACAGGAAGAUGAGCCUCGCCGCCGCAAUCAAAUCAACGGUUUACAAUAUCUCACGUGGCAUCUUACACCGUUUGACUUGAGAAUGUUUUAUUUCUUUAUGUUCAGGCCAAGUGGUGACCUUUGACAACUGGCGAAUUCUACAUGGCCGUAAAAAGUACCAAUCUGGAGGGGACGUGUCACGCCACCUGGAAGGCUCCUACCUGGACUGGGAUGUAGUCAUUUCCAGAAUGAGAUCUCUGAAAAGAAAAUUGCAGAGCCAAACUUGAUUAUACCCCACGUUGUAAUAAAAAAAACUGUGAUACUAAACCUUACAUUCCAGAGGUUUAGCAAAUCCCUCUUUUUUUCAUGUUAUGCUCUUAACACCUUUUACUGUUGUAGAUGCAACAUUUUUCUCAGUUUUAAUCUCCUUUAAAAAUGCAGCAACCUUUAAUAUAAAAAAAAACAAAAAAACAUUUCCCCUCAUAGUAAAUGAAGGUUUCGAAUUCUGUGAUAUUUAGUUUCUAAUUCUGAUCCUGGCCUCUAACAUUUUGUGUAGCUGACAAGAAGACGUUUAUCUCCUAAAUCAGGGGUGAUGUACAUCCCCAGAUGGUUUAAAACUGCAGCUUCCAGGAUACUUUGUCAUUCUAAGGGAAUGCAAUGCAUCAUGGGAGUUGUAGUUCUACAAAAUCUGGGGAUCUAUCUCUUGGGCACCCUUGUCCUAAAUGAAUUCAGUUGUGUUUCCAAAUCUACCUAAUCAUAGUGAUUGCAUGAAGUAUCACUAUCACUCAACGAAUCGGUGGCAUCAACAUAAAUUCCAGCAUUUUUUAGGGGUGUGAGUCAGGUGUGGCCAGGGGCUCAGAUUAAUCUGGAAAAUGUUAUGACGAUUUCAUGACUUACUAAAAACAAUUUUAUGUAAUUAAACAAUAAUUUACAACAAGAGAAAAGUACACAGACUAAUGUCUUAUUUACAGGGACUGACUUCUAAACACAUUUAUUGUAUAUUAAAGACUUGUUUAUGAGGAGCGCUGGUAUAAAUUUAAACACUCUGAGAAUUCUGAGCUCCUACAAAAGGCAGACAUUUGGACAGAAGAGAGGGGGCUCAAAAACAGGACUGUCUCUCCAAUAUAGGGACACUUGGAAGGUAUACAUUACAGGUGUUAAAUGGAGCUUAAAAGAAAAAAGGAAAGAAAAGGAGAAGGCUGGAGCCAAUGUUUUCAGGAAACCUCCUAGCUGGGGGAUAACCCCUUUUAAUCUCUAAAUAUGCAAAAAGAAGAAAGUUGGAGGAUGC
Molecule: messenger RNA, 41469 nt
Organism: Pelobates cultripes (western spadefoot toad)
Lineage: Eukaryota; Metazoa; Chordata; Amphibia; Anura; Pelobatidae
Source: the annotation of a GenBank genome assembly